ACUCGAAUGGCGGAUAUAAAUGAGACACGUUCACACGAUGCUGUCAAAUCGUUCGGAAAUUCUCGUUGCACGUCUUAUCGCUCGAUUUCCACGCUUGUUGGUGUGCUCGAGUUUCUCCGAUUUUUGUAACUCUUUACUUUGCUAAUGGAUUGCGCUCUCGAGAAUGUUCUCGCAAAGAUCGUGCUAUUUCUCCCAACUAUCGAGAUCACAUCCAAUUUUGAAGCUUAUUGAUAUUUAUGAUCGUCAGUCGUUUAUACGAGUAUACGUUUUGGAUAAUUUUUACGUGUGUAUCUUGAUGUAUAUUUUGUUCUACGUAGCACUAUGGUAUGCUAAUAACAUAAUAAAGCGAAUUGAAAGAUCAAAUCGAGAGAUGUCAACAACAGUUACAGAGAACAAGACGAAAUUAGACAGAUUGGUUUUAUUAAAAAACAAGAAGGCGGAAUUCGAGGACGCAAUCGUAAAAACGACAGAUGCGCAAAAAGUGACUACGAAACACUUAGAAGAUGAAAUGGACAGGCUUAGCACAGAGUUAAUUACAACAGCCAAUAAAAUUACUGGAUUGGAAAAAAUCGUUGAAAAAUACAAAUACCCGGACAAAUUACUUAACUCAACCAAUGCUAUCGGGAGUGAAUGUCCAAAAGAAUUCGAAGGAGUCACGAGUCCGUUCGAAAAGUUCAAGAUUCUCGAACCGUCAUUUCCACCAUCUGUACCACCGGAACCUCCGCCUCGGAAGUAUGGGAUCUUUGUCAGUAGACCGCCUGGGCGG
This is a messenger RNA of Mycetomoellerius zeteki, 766 nucleotides long. RefSeq lists its product as uncharacterized. The transcript is spliced from 8 exons. The record is from RefSeq and is a predicted model, not a curated record. The annotation marks the transcript as partial. Lineage: Eukaryota; Metazoa; Arthropoda; Insecta; Hymenoptera; Formicidae.